Messenger RNA from Hypanus sabinus (Atlantic stingray), 4828 nucleotides. RefSeq lists its product as uncharacterized. The transcript has 13 exons. Lineage: Eukaryota; Metazoa; Chordata; Chondrichthyes; Myliobatiformes; Dasyatidae. The record is from RefSeq and is a predicted model, not a curated record. The coding region runs from base 93 to 2519 and encodes 808 amino acids.
UCUUCUGUUGUGAACAACAACUACAUGAGGAAUCCGUGAGUAGAUAAGCUUACGUCGUACACUCACAGAUUUGUACUCAAACAUCUUGCCAAAUGCCAGGAGAAAUCAUUCUUUUCACCUUGGUGACAGUUGGUAGCAUAGUGUUGUAUGUGCAGCCUGGAUUAGUACAAACUACUGAGAGGGAAAGCUAUGUCAAGUCAAGUGGGCAGCAUCCACCUAAAGCAGGCCCACAAGAUGUUACUGAUUUCUCACUGGAUUCAGAGAACUGCACUGAUUACACUGCUAUAAGACUGUUCCAGAUCAAUGGUAAUAAGACAGAAGGCUUGCUUUCAACACACCUUGAGGAAUGCAAAAUUAACACUACUUGCUGGGAAUUUGAAUUAUCUUGUACAAAUGCUACCUCUUCCACGUGUGUCACGCCUCAGGAUCAGGCUCUUUCAUUUACAGUUGAAAUUAAAUACUUUCUGGGAUGGAUGAAAUUUAAGGUCAAUACAUCCGAGAAGGGCACCGACUCCAGCAACUGCGAUUAUUUAGAUCAGUUUUGGAACAAUUGGAGUUGGUUGACAAAUAUGCUCAGCGUUUCUGAUGCAAAUGUCCACAUUCUCUGCCUAAAUUCAAGCUUUGGAAUCAACCUGUACCCAAGUUUUCACUUUAUUUUUGGGCUGAAUCAGAAUUUUGCUCUUGUUCAGUUUCACCAGGCGCUCAGGAACUUUACGGACACCAAUGAAUUUGACAUUGAAGUUGGAGCAAAGGUUCUCUACCCAUGUGAUGAACAAAGUGAGAGUGUUUUCAUGUAUUAUGAGACGGGGGGAACAUGGAAUUCAAUUAUGUUCCCUGAAGUGAUCCAGUCAACAGAUAGUAGCUCAACCUCGGCACAUUCUGAGAUAUCCAGCCAACCAGUAACUUUGAAUCUUAGCGGGAACCCCCAGUCAAUGAGCCAAUUAGAAGAAAGCAGAGAAACCACUGUUCCAACUGAGGGGCCUAAAUGGUGGGGGAUGACCUCAGGCACAGCGGCAUCCAACAGAACAGAAGCAGCCUUUACUGCAUUCAGAGGUUCUCUCUCAAUCACUAACUGGACCUUUUGCGAUGACCUCAUCAACAAAACAAGCAUCAAUUACAGGAAACUGGAGAACAUCUUGAUGGCCCAGUUACCUCAGCUGCUAACUGAAGCUGCAGAAGUAAUAUUGAACCGUGCACUUGAAUUCACUGUGGUUGUGGAAGAAUUCAGUAAAGACAGCUUGAUUGUUAACUUGAUCCUUCUGACUCACCUUGUGAAGAAUGUAAACCUUGCCAGCAUGAACUCUGUAUUGUCUGCUGUUAACCAUUUGCAGAGCUUCAAGGGUUGUCUCUUAAAGUUGUAUGGAAACAUUGAAGACUUUGUACCAUGUGGGAAUAACAUUUGUGUCUACAAUUGUAAUGUCACUAAUGGGAUGAACAAAUGCACGUGCUUAAACGCAUUGAAUGGUGACAGAUUUAUCUGUAUGCCUGAUGAUACAAGCUCAUGUGAAGGAACCCAGGUUGUGAUUCCAGGACCUCUUGCAGUGGAUCUUGAAAAAAUGGCACAGCUUCUAGACUUUGCAAAUAACACAGGAUGUUCUUUCAACAGAAGCACAGCUGGCACAUCUGGAACUCUGCAUGUGAGAGGUUUGUGUCUGGACAUCACUGAUGGUGUUACAGAUCUCUGGCUGGAUUGGAAAAACAAUGAAGUUCUGCACUUGGUUUUGGAGGGACCCAAUAUCACAGUCUGCCAAUUCUCAGUCCCUCCUAAAGAGCAGAUGACAUUCAAAUUAAUUGAUAGCACAGAUAGAUUUAAAGGAUCUUUCCUGGUUGGCUAUACACAACUGAAUAAAGAAAAAUCCCAUGCGUCUGAAAAAUUUGAAAGUUUGACAGGAAACUGGAUGAAUCAUCGGAAGACCUUGGCUGUUUACACAAAUGAAAGUCUGUCUGUGAAUGUGAGCAUCCAGACCAGGCUGGCCAGUAACCCCAAGCUUUUUCUGAAGAGCUGUGAGGUUGUGUCAGCAUACCAAGAUUCUGAAAGGACCAAGCUCAUUGAGGAUGGGUGUCCUAUGGUAAAUGGAUUAUCUAACUUUCUUAAUGGAAAUUCCUCAUUUGUGUUGCUUUCUGUCAAUUCAUCGAUACCAAAGAAUUUUACCGUCUUGAUAUGCAAAUUGCUGAUUUGUGCUGCAAACCACUGUGGCUGCUCCAGAAAUAAGCUACAAAAAUACUUUGGUCCAAAUUCAAACUCUCUCCAGGAGAACUUUGUUGAGAUUGGGCCAAUCGUAGUAAUGGAAAGGACGGCUGAAGAUAAAAAUAAGAAUGAUGAACUUCACAUGAUGAUGGUGAUUUUUAUAACAAUUGGUUCUAUACUGCUGGUGAUUAUGAUAAUUAGUAUCCUACGAUUUAUAUAUCGGCGCGUUUCUGAUGCAAUGUAUACUGCCAGAGUCUUCAAGAAGAUGAGAUUUUUGAAACGACAGUCGUCAAUGGAUCCUAUUAGCUUAAUUUCCUGGAAGCAAUUGUAGCACUCUUCAAUCUGGGAACAAGCCAGUUCUCCAAUUAACAUCAAAAUAUCUUUAAACGGUAAUACAGGAAUGGACUUGUAACUAUAUAGUACCUCUCAUGCCUUGGGACAUUUUAAGAGUGAUCCACAGCCAGAGAAGAAAUUUUUGAAGUGCAGUCAUUUUGGUUUUGUCAGUUGCAACAGUGGCAGUCUGCAUUUACCAGCAACAAAAAUAAGUAAAGGGAAAGGAAAGACUGGUGUUUUCAUAAUGCCUUUGAUACCUUCAAAACAACUUAAAGUGCUUUAUAGUAAAGAAUUAUGUAGCAACUGUUCUAAGAAGUGCAGCAAUUAUUUUGAAGGCAGCAAGAUCUUAUCAUAACUUAAUAAUGAUCUGAUUAUUCGUGUUUUUGGUGUCAAUAUUUGUGAGGUUAUUCUCAUUGGGGAAGGAAAGGUUUGAAAAAUAAGUGACCUUUGAUAGAAAAAACUUUUUUUCCAUAAUGGAAAUAAAAUCUUCCUCUUUGUUUAUAAGUCAUGAGGUUUCAAGUUGGUUGUCAUGUUUAAAAAAUUAAGGUUCGCAUUUAAGUCAUGCCUAAGAUGUCCUCCCGAAAUACUGACAAAGCAGUUCUUGAAGCUUGCAUUUUCCCUCAAUUUCUCAAUCUCCACAUCUGUUCUCAAGAAAAAAAAUGUCUUAAAUUCCAGAACAUCCAAAAUUUCCAGGAAACAUUGUUGAUAGACACCCUCCUCUCAUAACUCAUGUUUCUUGGAAACCUACUGUCAACCCACCUCCCUCCAGAAAGAACAGAGAUAGUGCUCCCUUGGUCUUCACCUUUGACCCCAUGAGCCUUCACAUCCGGCACAUUAUUCUACAUCGUUUUCAUAGUCCAUAACAAGAUCCCAUUUCUAGCCGCAAUCUUCUCCUGUCUGCCUCUUUCCACCUGCUGCAGGGACCACCUCAUUCCAUGACUCCCUGGGUGUGGUCAUCCCUUCCCACUCACCCUCUCUGAUCCCUGACACUUCCCUUGAAACAACAGGAAAAGCCAUAUUUGGUUUUACAUCUCCUCCCUCGCCACAAUUCCAAGAGCCUUCCAGAUGAGGCAAGGAUUCACCUGUACCUCUUCUACAGUAUUUCGUGCUCCUGAUGUGGCCACAGAUGUAGAGGAGGUAGACCAAGUACAGUGUAGGUGACUGUUUUGUGGUGCACCUACACUUUGUCUCCCAAUCUGAAUGCCGUUUCAAUUCCCCUUCCCUAUUCCACAGUGAUCUGUCCAUCCUCAACUUCAUCCACUGCUGGUGUGACGUGCAAUGAAAACUAGAGGAACGAUAGCUUCCAUUCUGCUCGGCUAGCCUAAUUACAAUGGUAUGCCUUCCUAACUCUCUCCACUUUCACUCUCCCCUUUCCCCACCUGGCUCCAUUGACCUCUUUUUUUAAAAUCUGCCAUCAUCUUGUCAGCCAUCUGCCUCCAUCUUCCACCUCUACCCCCUCCCUAACUUAGUUCGAUCUGCCCGUCUUUCAUCCCUCCUCAUACCUGGCUUCUGUCUUGCUCACCCCCUCUGUUUAUACUGGCUAUCUCUUCCGCAACACCCCCCCCCCCCCCAAAUCCUGAUGCAGGGUUUUGACCUAAAAUGUCAACAGUUCUUUUCUCAUAGAUGCUGAGUUCGACUUGCUCAGUUCCUCCAGCAGAUUGCUUGUUACACCUCAAUAUAUAAGCCUUGUUGUUGAUGCAUCUGAAUAUUAGUUCCCAGUGGGAAUACAUAACUGUCAUAAAAAUAUAUUUAUUGCAUGCCAAACUUUGAUGCAAAAUAGGAUUUUUUUGGCUCAAUAUGCAAUUUACUGUUUUGUUUGUUCACUGAUAAGCUUUCUAUUUUAAUGAUUCAAUAAUAAUUGUUUUCACAAAGAUGUGUUUUGCAAACUUUUUUCUUCAUCUGUUUAUGACUGUGGGCUCAGCUGGUGAAAAAAUUGUUAACAUCAUAAAGGUUCCAGGUUGGAUCUUGGUCUGUGUUGAAUUGUUUGAUCUCAACCAAGGAAGAAAUUGGUGUUGAGAGCAGAGGAAGGCACCAAGAAUUGGAUGGGGCUCCAAGCCUAGAUUACAAUGACUAUCAUUGGGAAGAGAACAUGCAUAAUUAAUGUGUGAAGGCAGGAAUUCAUUUAGUUGUUAUGUGUGAAUAAAUACUGAAAAUCCAGCAUGGUGUCGGCAUAAGUGGUUAGGGGAGGAACUGCAAGGCAGCAGUCCUGAAGCAUGUGUCUUUUAUCAGCAGUGAUAUGAUGAUUAAACCAAAUGUUGUAAUCAAUAUGAAAGCUUAUUAUUCAACAAUAAACUGAAGUACUUCUAA